CCACCCUCGGACCGUGCUGGAAGAAAGUUUCGCCCGGUCGCCGAGAGAGACGAGCGAACAUGGCCUCGCCGAGGUGGCUCUGGUGUGUGUGUGCGACCGCAGCGGUCACACUGCUGCUCGUUUCCAAGGUUCCUUCGGCCUCUGCCCAAAGAAAGAAGGAGAUGGUGUUAUCUGAGAAGGUUAGUCAGCUGAUGGAAUGGACCAGUAAAAGACCUGUAAUAAGAAUGAAUGGAGACAAGUUCCGUCGCCUUGUUAAAGCUCCACCAAGAAAUUACUCUGUUAUUGUCAUGUUUACUGCUCUCCAACUUCAUAGACAGUGUGUCGUUUGCAAGCAAGCUGAUGAAGAAUUCCAGAUUCUGGCAAAUUCUUGGCGAUACUCCAGUGCAUUUACCAACCGGAUAUUUUUUGCCAUGGUGGAUUUUGAUGAAGGCUCUGAUGUAUUUCAAAUGCUAAACAUGAAUUCAGCUCCAACUUUCAUCAACUUCCCAUCCAAAGGAAAACCCAAAAGGGCUGAUACAUAUGAGCUGCAGGUGCGAGGGUUUUCAGCUGAACAGAUUGCCCGGUGGAUCGCAGACAGAACUGACGUCAACAUUAGAGUAAUCAGACCUCCAAAUUAUGCUGGACCCCUAAUGUUGGGGUUGCUUCUGGCUGUUAUUGGUGGGCUUGUGUAUCUGCGAAGAAGUAAUAUGGAAUUCCUCUUUAAUAAAACCGGAUGGGCUUUUGCAGCUUUGUGUUUUGUACUUGCAAUGACAUCUGGCCAAAUGUGGAACCAUAUAAGAGGACCACCAUAUGCUCAUAAGAAUCCCCAUACAGGACAUGUGAAUUAUAUCCACGGAAGCAGCCAAGCUCAGUUUGUAGCUGAAACCCACAUUGUUCUUCUCUUCAAUGGUGGGGUUACCUUAGGUAUGGUGCUUUUAUGUGAAGCUGCUACCUCUGACAUGGAUAUUGGGAAGCGAAGGAUGAUGUGUAUUGCUGGGAUUGGACUUGUUGUGUUAUUCUUCAGUUGGAUGCUGUCUAUCUUUCGAUCAAAAUACCAUGGCUAUCCAUACAGGUAUAUUCUUACUUUACCUAUACUUAAAAUGAUUAGAGUUAGUAUUGCUUUGUAA
Messenger RNA from Rattus rattus (black rat), 1106 nucleotides. RefSeq names its product magnesium transporter 1 (gene Magt1). The record is from RefSeq and is a predicted model, not a curated record. Gene Ontology annotation, cellular component: oligosaccharyltransferase complex. NCBI's taxonomy places the organism in Eukaryota, Metazoa, Chordata, Mammalia, Rodentia, Muridae.